Molecule: messenger RNA, 1049 nt
Organism: Drosophila ananassae
Lineage: Eukaryota; Metazoa; Arthropoda; Insecta; Diptera; Drosophilidae
Product: pro-resilin
Exons: 2
Coding region: 42-887 (281 amino acids)
Cellular component (GO): extracellular matrix
Source: RefSeq, a predicted model, not a curated record
AGUAUGCGAGAAUCGGAGGUCCCCAAAUCCCAGACAGAGCCAUGAAGAAGCGUCGCAUAACCCGCUCAGUUGAAGAUUCACAGGCUGGAGAUGGAGAUAGAGAUGGAGAUGGAUUGGCAACCCGUUUUGGCUUCCGCAUUGCGUUGCUAACAGAAGCCCAGAAGCAGCAGGCUUGCCACGCGCGGCUCCUCAAAGAUUUGGUGGCACCCCUGCUGGCGCUAAUUGCUGGAUUCGGAAUGAUCGGCACAAGCGCCGCCGUUGGAUAUUCCUACACUCGGUUCGAGGGUCCGGUGGUGGGGCCAGAGCACCUGGUCACCGUCCACGACGGACGCACCGUCGACUAUGUGGCCCGGCCCGAGUACAGCUUCGCCUAUGGCGUCGAAGAUGGCAAGACGCGCGUGCUGCAGAAUCGCAAGGAGACGCGCAUCGGCGACGAGGUGCGCGGCGUCUACAGCGUAGUCGAUCCGGAUGGCACCUUGCGUGUGGUUAAAUACACGGCUGACGAUGCGAACGGCUUCCAGGCGGAGGUGAUCACGAACGGAGUGAAAACACUACAUGGCCACGGAUCAGAUGGAGAUGGCGGAGCUGGAGGAGGAGGAGGAGGCGGUGGAGUUGUGGACAACCAGGUGCGACAUGACAGCUCCGAGGGGGAGGAGGAGGAAGAGGAGGAGGCAUCACCACAUCGGGAAAAAAAUCAGUAUCAAGUGCAUGAGGAGUACGAUGAUGGGGAAGGCGACGGCAAGGACGCAGAGAAGGACGAGGAGGGGGAGGAGGGUGAGGAGGGUGAGGGCGGAGGAGACCAUCAGGAGUACGAGGGAAGUAGCGAGGAGGGCUACGAGGAGGCAGAUGCUCACAGUCAGCAGGAGGAGAGCGGCGAGGACUACUAGGAAAUCACAUCCAGCGAGUAUAGUUUUUAUUUUGUGAUAAACUAAAAAUAAAUAUUUAGAAAUAAUCUCUUAAUUAUUUAUCCUCCACUGAAAUGUCUUUGCACAAUUCCAACACUCCAGAGCGAAAAACGCAAGAAAUCUAAAUAGAGCGCUAAUUGAAAU